Molecule: messenger RNA, 1671 nt
Organism: Neoarthrinium moseri
Lineage: Eukaryota; Fungi; Ascomycota; Sordariomycetes; Amphisphaeriales; Apiosporaceae
Exons: 6
Coding region: 1-1671 (556 amino acids)
Molecular function (GO): monooxygenase activity; heme binding; iron ion binding
Source: RefSeq, a predicted model, not a curated record
AUGUCUUUGUUUGCCCUCGCAUGGUGGUUUACUGGCUUUUUUGCCCUUUUGGCAUUGAAAAUUGCUACGUUGGGUUCCGAGAUUCCGAAUGGCCUUCCUUGGGUCGGGCAAGAUCAUAGAGGCCCUUUUAAGCGUUCUAGAUCAUAUCUGCGGAGCGUCUUUGGCACACGUGAGAUGAUCAGAGAAGGAUACGAGAAGUACUCGAAGAAUGGACGCCCUUUCGUUCUUCCAAACCUCUUCACUGGUGCAGAGAUUCUCAUCCCACCAGCCCAGAUUGAUUGGUUAAAUGAGCAAAAUGAAGAGAAUUUCAGCAUAAUUGAUACUCACAAGCAAUUUAUUCGGGCGGACUACACAAUGUUGUUAGACCAGACAACCAUACACGAGCGCAUCUACAAAGACGCCUUCCGCAAGAAUCUUACCAGGAGGUUUUACGAGCUUUUGCCACCACUCGCUGAGGAGGUUGAGCACGCGCUUAUCGGCCAGGCCGGAACUGACCCAGAAGAGUGGAAGCUCAUUGAAGGGUUCAAAUUUUGGAAGAGAGUUGUUGUGCAAGCCGUCAGUAGCAUCUUCGUCGGCAAGCCGCUUUGCAACGAUCAGUCGUAUUUGUACUAUGCCAGUCGUUUCAACCAGAAUGUCAUGCUGAAAGCUGGCAUCAUUGGCACAUUGCCAGCAUUUCUUCGACCGAUUCUGGGCUACCUGAUUGUUUGUACGGAUAAGUACUACCAUGCGAGGUGCGCAGAUAUUACCAGCCCUACCAUACGGGAACGCUUGAAUCGCCACGUAGAGAUAGCUUCUGGAAAGGCAAAGGAAGUUGGAACUCAGCCCAAUGAUCUCUUGACCUGGGCUUGUGCAGAUGCUGUUCAGGCGGCACAGAGCGGCAAUGCCGCGAAGUUCUCCUUGGACUUCUUGACACGACGUCUGAGCUUGAUGAAUUUCACCUCGACGCAUAGUACUGGUCUUAACCUGAACAGUAUGCUGGUCGAUAUUCUAUUCGCCUCUAAAGAACAUGGCGAGAAGGGGCUCGAUGGACCGACUCUGAUGGAGCGUGUACGAAUUGAAAUCGAGGAUGCGUAUCGGAUAUACUGUCAAACGAAAGAUCAGAAUCCCAAUGCUGGAGAGGUCUUCUUAGAGUCUCUACCUACAAUGGAGGCCUGUUUCAAGGAGACAUUGCGCCUCCGAGGGUUUGUCUCACGCAUCGCUAUGAAGACUACCACGGCCCGGGGCAGUCAGAUCAGCGUGCCAACAGUAGGUGUCGUGCCUCGUGGUAUCAAGAUUGGAGUACCAGUCUGGGGGAUCCACCACGAUGGAGAAAUAUACAAAAAUCCCUUCGAAUGGACAGCUGAUCGAUGGCUGGACAAUGGACCCAUGCAGAGAAUGCCAGUCGGCGGUGGAGGAACACACGAAAUGUACAGAAGUUACAUUCCAUUCGGAUACAAAACAACCGUUUGCCCUGGUAGGUUCUUUGCCGUUAAUGUCAUAAAACUUAUUGCGUCCCAUGUGUUGUUACAUUACGAUAUUGAGCUUCCCCCUAACGCGGAGCGAUCUGGGCACCAGUGGUGGGGGACGUCCAUUAGCUAUGGCACGGAAGCAAAGUAUCUUAUUCGGCGGCGCCAAGGGACCUCGGUCUCACCGAAGACAGAGUUCGCUAGCUGGUGGCACAAGACAGUGUGA